Aspergillus campestris IBT 28561 is the source of this 2931-nucleotide messenger RNA. RefSeq names its product glycoside hydrolase family 31 protein. Bases 1 to 2931 code for a protein of 976 amino acids. The record is from RefSeq and is a predicted model, not a curated record. NCBI's taxonomy places the organism in Eukaryota, Fungi, Ascomycota, Eurotiomycetes, Eurotiales, Aspergillaceae. Gene Ontology annotation, biological process: carbohydrate metabolic process. Gene Ontology annotation, molecular function: hydrolase activity, hydrolyzing O-glycosyl compounds; carbohydrate binding. The transcript is spliced from 4 exons.
AUGGUCGCCCUCACGGCAUGGCUGGCUAUAGCGCCGCUGGUAUACGCCACCACUCUGACCACCCCCGCCACAUCCCCCCAGUUCACCAUCCCCGCCUCUGCGGAUGUUGGCGCCCAAUUGAUUGCCAACAUUGAUGACCCCAAGGCCGUCAAUGCGCAAUCGGUUUGCCCGGGAUACAAGGCAUCGGGGGUGGAACACACCCCUCAUGGCUUCACGGCCAGUCUACAGUUAGCAGGGAAGCCCUGCAAUGUGUACGGUGAUGACGUCGACUCCCUGUCUUUAUCGGUUGAGUACCAGGCAGAGGAUCGUUUGAACAUCGUCAUCACCCCUUCCCACGUAGAUGCCUCCAACCAGUCCUGGUACGUCCUCUCGGAGGCACUGGUCCCACGACCUCAAGCCUCAACCAAAGGGUGGGGCCACCGCGGUCAGCUGCAGCUGGAAUGGUCCAACGAGCCUUCUUUCAACUUCAAGGUCACCCGGCGCGCCACCGGGGAUGUCCUGUUCAACACGGCAGGCUCUGUGCUGGUCUACGAAAACCAGUUUGUCGAGUUCGUCACCUCCCUCCCAGACGAGUACAACCUGUACGGGCUGGGAGAGCGCAUGACGCAGCUCCGGCUUCUGCGGAAUUCGACCUUGACUACGUAUGCCGCGGAUAUUGCCGAUCCCAUCGAUGAUAAUAUCUAUGGCCACCAUGCAUUCUAUCUAGAUACCCGGUACUUCCGCAAGGGGAGUGACGGGGACCAUACCCCGGUCAAGGCCAGCGAAGCGGAUAGCACCAAGGAAUAUGUCUCCUUCUCGCACGGCGUGUAUCUGCGAAAUGCCCAUGGCCACGAGGUGCUCUUGCGCUCCAAGGGCCUGACCUGGCGCACGCUGGGCGGCAGCAUCGAUUUGACCUUCUAUGCCGGGCCCACCCAGGCCGAUGUGACCAAGCAGUACCAGCUGAGUACCGUGGGGCUGCCGGCAAUGCAGCAGUACAACACCCUCGGGUUUCAUCAGUGCCGUUGGGGGUACAAUAACUGGUCGGAAUUCCAAGACGUGGUAGACAACUUUGAGCGAUUUGAGAUUCCCUUGGAAUACCUCUGGGCGGAUAUCGACUACAUGCAUGGAUACCGGAACUUUGACAAUGAUGAGAACCGAUUCUCUUACGAGGAGGGCGCAAAGUUCCUCGACAAGCUCCAUGACGGGGGCCGUCGCUGGGUGCCCAUCGUGGACGCCGCGCUGUAUAUCCCGAACCCAGAAAAUGCAUCUGACGCUUAUGAAACCUAUACCCGAGGGGCCAAAGAUGACUUGUACAUCAAAAACCCCGACGGAAGCUUGUACAUUGGGGCGGUGUGGCCCGGGUACACCGUGUACCCGGAUUGGUCCCAUUUCCAGGCGGCUGCCUUCUGGGCCAAUGAGCUGGUAACCUGGUACAAGAAGCUGGCGUACGACGGCAUCUGGUACGACAUGGGCGAGGUGUCGUCCUUCUGCGUCGGCAGCUGUGGCACCGGGAACUUGACCAUGAACCCCGCACACCCGCCCUUCUCCCUGCCGGGUGAGCCAGGCAAUGUCCUGUAUGACUAUCCCGAGGGAUUCGAGGUGACCAACGCCACCGAGGCUGCCGCCGCCUCGGCCAGCUCAUCCAGCCAGGCGGCUGCCCAACCGACAACCUCCUCCACCACUACGUCGUACCUGCGGACUACCCCCACCCCGGGGGUCCGCAACGUGAACCACCCCCCGUACGUGAUUAACCACGUGCAGACCGGCCACGAUUUGGCCGUGCAUGCCAUCUCGCCCAACUCCACCCAUGUGGAUGGGGUCCAAGAGUACGAUAUACACAGCCUGUACGGCCACGAGGGCAUCAGGGCAACCUACAAGGGCUUGCUGGAGGUGUUCCCCGGCAAACGGCCGUUUAUCAUCGCGCGGUCAACGUUCUCAGGCUCGGGACGGUACGCGGGUCAUUGGGGAGGAGACAAUUUCUCCAAGUGGGGAUCUAUGUACUUUUCCAUCUCCCAGGCCCUGUCUUUCUCGCUGUUUGGCAUCCCCAUGUUCGGUGUCGACACGUGUGGGUUCAACGGCAAUGCCGAUGAAGAGCUUUGCAACCGGUGGAUGCAGCUAUCGGCGUUCUUCCCCUUCUACCGGAACCACAACGUGCUCUCUGCCAUCCCGCAGGAGCCUUACCGCUGGGCAUCGGUCAUCGACGCCACCAAGUCGGCGAUGCGCGUCCGCUACGCGCUCCUCCCGUACUUCUACACGCUGAUGCAGCAGGCCCACGAGACCGGGUCGACCGUGAUGCGCGCGCUGGCCUGGGAGUUCCCAGAUGACCCUACCCUGGCGGACGUCGCUACGCAGUUCCUCGUGGGGCCAUCCAUCAUGGUUGUACCCGUGCUGGAGCCGCAGGCCAAGACCGUCAAGGGCGUCUUCCCGGGCGUUGGUCGCGGUGAGGUGUGGUACGACUGGUACACGAAGACCGCAGUGGACGCGAAGCCAGGCGUGAAUACCACCAUCCCGGCCCCUCUGGGUCACAUCCCCGUGUACAUCCGCGGCGGCAGCGUGCUGCCCCUGCAGGAGCCCGCGCUGACCACACGCGAGGCACGCCAGUCGCCAUGGUCGUUGCUGGUGGCGUUGGGGACGGACGGCACUGCUACGGGAGAUCUGUACCUGGACGACGGCGAGAGCAUCGAUCCGGAGAGCACGCUGACGGUCAACUUCGAGGCGUCGCGGUCACGACUGCGGGCGACAGCAGAGGGGACCUGGCAGGAGUCAAACCCUCUGGGGUCGAUAACGGUCCUGGGCAUCAAGAAGUCUCCGAGAACGGUGACGCUGAACGGGACGCCUGUGCCUGUGGACGCUAUGCUGUACGAUACGGACUCGGGAACCCUGUCUCUGAGUGGGCUGGAGAAAUUGACUGGGAAGGGGGCGUGGGGCAAGGGAUGGGUGCUGAAAUGGUGA